This is a messenger RNA of Mugil cephalus (flathead mullet), 2190 nucleotides long. Its product is annotated as low affinity immunoglobulin gamma Fc region receptor II-like. The record is from RefSeq and is a predicted model, not a curated record. The transcript is spliced from 5 exons. Gene Ontology annotation, biological process: cell surface receptor signaling pathway. Bases 1256 to 2086 code for a protein of 276 amino acids. NCBI's taxonomy places the organism in Eukaryota, Metazoa, Chordata, Actinopteri, Mugiliformes, Mugilidae. Gene Ontology annotation, molecular function: transmembrane signaling receptor activity.
UAAAAACACAGAGUAACUGAGUAACUAAGUAGAUUUACUGGAAGUUGAAGUAGUUUUUUUAGGUUUUGUUCUUCUUUCACAGCUUUGAUUUUUUUUAAACUUGUCAGUUAUUUUCCAGAUUAAAGGAUCAACAGAAAGUUUAGUUUCCUGGUUCCUGUCAGUCAGUAGUGAUGUGUUCUCUGAAUGGACUUAUUGUUCCUGAUUACACAUGUGUACUUCUACUUCAGGAACUGUUCCAUUGUGUUGUUGAUGCUUGAUGUGUGCAUUUUUUAGGGGGGCAUCAUGAAGCAAAACAAACACCCCCCACCCACCCAACACCCAACACUUAGUGUAAAAAUCACAGUUGAUCUCUGUAAUACCUGUCUGUACAUCUGGACCUGACUACAGAGUUCCACCUCCAUGAUGUCCUGUCUCUCAGUACAUGUGUCAGUAGGUUGUUGGUUUCAGCCUUGGACAGUCCUCAGGUCCUACAGAUGUAACCUCUCUGUCUCAGAAGGCUGCUGCUGUCUCUGAUGGACGUCAUAUUAGAAAGCAAACAUCUCCCUCUGCUGGUCACAUGGAGACACUGCAGGGAUCAGAUCGGGUCAGACUGUUCUACACAUUAGUUCACUGAAAACACUCAGUGACGUCAUUGUUCAUAAGCACAGAGGCUGUAAAAUAUUUUAUAUAUUUUAUAUUUACAUUUAUUUUUAUAUUUAUAUAAAAUAUAUAUUUAAUUAGAAAGCUGCUCCUAUUGAUUCUAUAGCUGGUUAGUUGAUAGUUGUAGUAGAUGACGGUAGUUUGGAUCUUUUUCCUGUUGGUCUGACUUCAUUUUGUUAAGACUAAGUGGGUAGAACAGUUUGGACAGAGAGAGUCUGUGUUCAUCAUGACAAAUAAGUGACUUUUUCAAACAUAAGAAUGAAUAUAAUCUAUGUGACUGUCCCAUUUUUUCUGUCAUUUUAUUUAGUUUAUUGUUAUAUGGAUGCAUAUUGUCUUAUACAGCAGUAACUAAUUUAUUCUGUUGUUAAUUGUCCACAGUUCUUGAUGUUUAUUAUUUAAUGGUUACAGAACCACACACACCUAUAGCUGCCAACUAUCUGAAUAUUAUUCAUGCACAGUGGAUGGAGUUUUAAUAAAAGUUGGUGUUGAUUGAGUUACAUAACCAUCUGACUGAGUUUGAAGCAAUAAGAGGAAGAAGCCAGUCAGAGGAAGAGGGCGGGUUUUACUUGGUGUCACUGAGAAAAGAUGAAAAAAGGUCAGACGAGUGAGAAGGACAAUGAAGGAAACGUCUCUGCAGCGUCUGCUCUUUCUGAGCUCUCUGCUGUUCAGCUCAACAAACCAAGCUCGUCUGACUGUGAGUCCCAGCUUCUCUCAGGUCUUUAAACUAGACUCUGUGUCUCUGAGCUGUGAGGAGGACGACAGCUCUGCUGGAUGGACUCUGAGGAGAAUCACCACCACAGGACAGAGGACUCAGUGUGGAGCUGGGUGGGGAAAACCAGCUGGUUCUUCAUGUGACAUCAGCUACACCUUCCCAUCAGACAGUGGAGUUUACUGGUGUGAGUCCAGAGAGGGAGCAACCAGUAACAGCAUCAACCUCACUGUCUCUGGUGGACCAGUGAUCCUGCAGAGUCCUGUCCUCCCUUUGAUGGAGGGAGAUGACGUCACUCUGCUCUGUAAAACAAAGACCACUCCCUCCAACCUCUCAGCUACUUUCUAUAAAGAUGGCUCCUUGAUCAGGACUGAGUCUACAGAUCACAUGACCAUCCACCAUGUUACCAGGUCUGAUGAAGGCCUCUACAAGUGUUACAUCAUCAGUCAUGGAGAGUCUCCAUCCAGCUGGAUCACUGUCACAGAGAAACCUACAACCACAGCUCCGCCCACAUCUACGACUCCACUUACAAACACAGCUCCACCCGCCACUACUGAGGCCACGCCCCCUCCACCAUUCUUAGUCAACCUCAUCCACAAAGUGGCCUACCACCUCCUGGUGUUCUGCCCAUACUUCAUCUCCACUCUCCUCAUGGUGUCUUUAUGUCGACACAGACCAACAGGUAACAUUCACUCACCAAUCAAUCAGUCAAUGACAGGUUACUCAACCCUUGAUUGAUUCUCUACAUUUCCUUUUUCAUCUGCUCUGACUUCAGUGAAAGAACUCCAAGUCUCCAUGUUGAUGACCCCGCCCACCCAGGAUUUGCAUAGACGGGAUGAUGA